ACAAUGAAGUCAGAAAAUGAUAAAGUAAACAAAUUUCUAUGGAAAUUUAUUGAAUUAUAAAUUAUUCAUAGUUGGUUUAUGAAAAUAAUAUUAACAUUGUGUGCAUUACUUUUGAUUGCACAACAAGCAUGGCGGACCAUGUGUCCACAUCGACUGCGGAACUUCUGAAGAAAUUUUCGAAGCAAGUCUUAUCUACCAGCACAAAAGAACGUACCGAAGUUGUAGAAAGUGUCGCAAAAUGUGUUGCAGAAACAGAUUUGCCAGAGCAAGCCUUGAAAGGAAUCUUCAAGUUUUUAUACCCAACAAUAUGUGUAUACAGAGAUCCACAUUCAUUACGGUCAGCUCGUAGACUUGUAACCGCUGCUGUAGAAAAGUAUCCAGCUAUAUCUAUCAAACUCUUGGCAGCAUGCCUGGGAACUUAUGCCGAAUCACAGAAAAAGAUUGCCAAUGCAAGUCGGACAUCAGCUGGGGACACGUUGGUAGCCCUUUCCUGGUCAUGUAUUGGUUUGAAAUAUGGAUUCAAGAAUGAUGUUGGAGAUGACCUGCUUAAAAGACUGGUUGAGGUGCAGCUUGGUAUUGUGUAUGGAGUACUAGCUGGACAAAAUACCACCAUCACUAAGUCAGCAUAUAGACAUCUCACCUCAGUCUGGAAACAGGGACCUGCUGUGGUUGAGAAGUAUGGGGCUUUCCUGGAGAAUUUGGAACACUCUAUGUACAGUAUUUGCCUUAUCAGUAUGCACAUGAAGUUUCUCUUUUCUAGUAAAAUGGAAGAAGUCCUGAAUUCACGAAAGGAAGUAUUUUUGGAGGCCUAUUUGAAGCAUGUUAUUGGCUGCCGCAGUAGACCACCUCUUGCUGUUCUUCUGGCAAGUGAUGACAUAUUACGGCACUGCAGUCACGCUACAUUCAAGGACAAGGUGUGGCCAGCAACACAGAAAGCUCUUCUACGUAACCCGGAAAUCAUUCUUCAAGCAUUUGGAUACAUGUUGGCAGGACUACAGUUAGAUCUCAGUCAGUAUGCCAUGGAGAUUGUGAAACCACUUGGAGUGCAGCUGACGUCAAAAGAUAGUUCAGUGAGAGAAGAAGCAUGCGGUGCUAUGUUAAAUCUUGCCACCCAGUGUAGUGACCAUGAGAUUGUAGAGAAAGUUACAAAACAUCUGUUUGCUGUACUCAAUGGAUCAGAAGGUAAAUUAUCCCUGACAGAACAGAAGGUCAGUGUACUACAAGCUGUAGGAAACAUGAGCAAGAAUACAGUUAGUGGCGCCCCCACACUGCAGAAUCUUAGUACAUCUAUAGUAGAACUCUUUAUUCCAGUAUUGUCAUCUGAAGUACAUGAAGGUACGUUGAUUCAUGCACUGUCAAUGAUGUCACAGUGGUGCAGUAAGUUUUACACUCAGGUACCUGACAAACUGAUGUUGUGGUUCAAGAAAGGAAUAACACUGAAAUCUUCCACAUCACCAGUAAGAAAUGCAUACAUUCUUUGUAUGAAUGCAUCUUUUCAUGGUGAUACACUUAUGCAAGGUGUUGACAUGAUACCAGUCUUGUUACAGUCUAUAGAGAAAGCUGUGAGCCAGUCUACACAGGUUGCCUUGGUAACAGAAGCUGUGUCUGCUGCAAAUAUUCUUAUUAAACUCUCAUUGGUGGAUAUUAACGCAGAGAGUAAACUCGGUCCCUUGUGGAAUGUGGUAUUGGACUGUGAUAAACAGAUACUAGUCAACGAGAAAUAUCUCAGCUCAGUUACAGAUUCAGCAUUGGAAGGUGUUGUCAGUUUGUCAGAAAAACUCAUUCUGGAGUUUCCCAGUAAAAUGACUGAAAAAAUAUCAAGACCCUAUUACAAGGCUAUAGUAUACUGUAUAACCAGGAAAUCGUAUGGUAUAAGAAAGUUCACCAUGAACAGUGUGAAGAGAAUACUAUCUUUGCUAGGUGGUACAGCUAUAGCUCUCUCUAUGAUACAAGUAUUUGAUGAGUUCCUACAAACACAAAAGGUGAUUGACGUAGACAUGUUGAAGUGUGAAGAUACAGAAAGAGAUUCUGUAUUAGAACAGAUGAAGUAUGUGUCGCCACGGAUAUUGUCAGCUGCCAUCUUUUCUCUCAGUGCUGUACCAAAACCAGAAGUAAAGGAUGCCGUGGCCAUUGCUAAAUCUGUACUAGUCACUGCACACCAUCCUUGUAUUGUGUCCUACAGUCCAGAUAGAUGGACGGACAUUUUGUUUGCCUUGAACCUUGAUGCGAGAAGUUUUGUAAAAAGUAACUGUGAUUUUUGUCUCAGUAUUGUUGAUUCAGACACAGAGUUGACAGAGAGCGUAUUAAAUGCUGUACAAACACUGGUCAGGAUUGCAUCAGAUGUUGUGUUGCCAGGUUUUGUUACCAAGAUAACCUUGUUGCUAGGCAACGAUGCCCUAGUUACAGUAACCAAGGACGAGUAUGGUGCUUAUCUAUGUAAUGAAGGGGAACUAUAUGACAAACACCUGGCAGAAAGUUUAAAGAUGAAUACUGUACAAAAUCAGAAUAUAAGGCGGGAGAACAAAUUAUAUUCCUACAAGGAACAAAUGGAGGAGAUGGAAUUAAGGAAGGAGCUAGAGAAAAAGAAAGGUAAACCAAAGGAGAAACCAAAAUUAACAAAGAAACAGGAGGAAGUGUUACAAGCCCAGCUACAGAAAGAAUCUGAGAUAAGGGCAAGACUCAUUGAGCUGAACAAGGAUCUAUGUAAAGGCUGUCAACUUCUUAGUUCUUUGAUAAAAGGAAAUGGUAUGGAUACAGGAUUAUAUAUGAAGGAGUUAUGUCGUCUGCUGGUUCCAUUACUGAGGUCACCUUUAGCUGCACCUCAGGCUUGUGUAGUGUUUGUUGAGCUGGGAGCAAGUGCCUUUGAUGAUGAGCAAUUUGGUACUUUACUCAGUAACUCUACACUGCGUCUUUUGAACCCGGACUAUGAAUGGGACACUGCAUGGUCACAAGAACCUGUCAGUAAACAGGCCACAAGGGUGAUAGAAAUUCUCUACUCGGAAUCUGUGUACGAGAGUUCAUCAUACGAGAGUGAGACAUCCGGGACACUAUAUCAUGCUACAAGCUUUGCGUUCAUGUACUAUUUCUUGAGUUGUGUAUUAGUGAAUAACGGGGAGGCUGUAGGGAAGGAUGAAAGUUUGAUGGGAAAGGUGUUGAAGUUGAUAGCUGGACACGCUCAAAUACGACAUUCUGAAAGCCGACCACAAAAUGGUCCAAGUUUAUUCCCAGUGAAAGAGUUACUACAAUUAUUGAUCCGUGUUAUUGGAGUAUCCACACCGAAGAUACAACAGUUAGCGGACAUGGCUCUUGUAGAAGUGGCGAAAUCUGUGAAUGGAGAUAAGGGAUGUGCUAAGAUAGGAAGUGACGAGAUUAAAGUACUCCUAGAUUCUUUAAAGUCAACUUGCACAGCAUCCAGGGAAGCUGCCUUACAGGCAUUACUGUGUUUGUCGAAUGUAUUACCCAACAUAGAUGAUAACUUUGAGCUAGGUUUAAUGAUAGCACAGAGAGUAUGGGUAGCUUGUUAUGAUGUGGAGACUGAUGUAAAAACUCUUGCAGAAAGUUUACGAGAUGAGCUAGAUAUUGAAGAGCCAUUUGAGGAUAUGUGUACCCCUCUGGUGGAUGAUGUCAUACAUCCUGAAGAAAUCGUGAGGAAAGCUGCGGCCCAAUGUCUCGCCAAAACACUGGAAUGUCAUACAGAAUAUAUAGAUGCCACCAUUGAACAGUUGCUGCGGAAGUAUGACGACAAGUUAGAGAUGCCACCACCAAUACUGGAUGAGUUUGGUCGUGCAAUAUCCACACAGCUGAUGGACGAGUGGCCAGCACGAACUGGGGUUGCCAUGGCACUAGGAUACAUAGCUCCUAUACUACCCCAGGAGCAGUUACUCCCCCUGUUCAAUUUCUACGUACCUAAGGGACUUGGUGACAGAAGUGCCGAGGUCAGAUCUCAGAUGAGGUCAGCGGCCCUCUCAACAAUCAAUGUUCAUGGAAAGGACAAUGUUGCCGUGUUACUACCCGUGUUUGAGGAGUUUCUCACGAGCGCGCCGGGCACAGCUGGGUACGAUGCUGUAAGACAGAGUAUCGUCAUUCUCAUGGGCUCCCUGGCCAAACAUUUAGAUAAAGAUAACCCGAAAGUAAAACCCAUUGUUGGUCAGCUUAUAGCUGCUUUAUCAACUCCAUCACAAGAGGUACAAGAGGCUGUAGCAAACUGCCUACCACCAUUAGUUCCAGCUGUUAAAUCUAACGCACCAGAACUCGUACAGAAAUUGAUGGACCUUCUACUAGAGUCGGAUAACUACGGGGAACGUAAGGGGGCAGCUUAUGGACUGGCUGGUCUUGUCAGAGGGCUGGGAAUUACUGCACUGAAACAACUUGAGAUUAUGACAACAUUGGAGGAUGCAGUGAAAGAUAAGAAAAAUCCCAGAAGGAGGGAAGGAGCAUUGUUUGCAUAUGAGAUGAUGUGUACGAUGUUGGGUAAACUGUUUGAACCAUAUGUUGUACAUAUUUUACCACAUCUAUUGCUCUGCUUCGGUGAUGCCAGUCAGUACGUGCGAGAGGCUGCUGACGAGACGGCAAAGGCAGUUAUGGCAAUGUUGACAGCUCAUGGUGUUAAACUUGUCCUACCAUCACUUCUCAAAGGUCUGGAAGAGGACUCGUGGAGAACCAAGGCUGUGCAUGGGGUUACUGGAUCUAUGGGUACUGUGCACCCAAAAUUGUCUGCAUUUUACCAAUAUUUACCCGGGAAUUCGAGGUUCUCACCAUCACACCCGUGUACAGAAAAUGUUCCAGGGUUCCGACAGAUCGGAAAUGUCUCAAAAGGAAAUCCUGAAAUUCAAGCAAUUGUACCCGUGUUACUGGAUGCAUUACAAGACCCAGCUAGGAAGACCAGUAUGUGUUUACAGAACCUGCUGGAGACAAAGUUCGUACAUUUUAUAGAUGCUCCAUCACUGGCUUUAAUCAUGCCUGUAGUAGAACGUGCCUUCCAGGACAGGGCAACAGAAACCAGGAAAAUGGCCGCACAGAUUAUUGGCAAUAUGUACUCUCUCACAGAUCAGAAGGAUUUAGACCCAUACAUAGACAAGGUUAUCCCAGGUUUGAAACAGUCUCUGCUGGACCCUGUACCAGAAGUUAGGGCUGUAUCAGCUCACGCCCUAGGUGCUAUGGUGAAAGGUAUGGGCGGUCAGAAGUUUGAUGAGCUGAUGAACUGGUUGAUGGAGACACUGAAGUCGGAAGGAAGCUCGGUGGACAGAUCUGGUGCUGCUCAAGGUCUCAGUGAAGUGUUGGGAGGAAUGGGUUUGGCUGACAUGCACAAAUUGAUGCCGCAGGUCAUACACACGGCAGAACGCACAGACAUCCCGCCUCACGUACGUGACGGCUACAUCAUGAUGUAUAUCUACCUGCCAUCUGUAUUCAAAGAAGAGUUCAAAGAAUAUGUAGGACCUAUAAUCCCAUCUAUUCUUCAGGCCCUGGCUGACGAGUCAGAGUAUGUACGAGAGACAGCAUUAAAGGCCGGUCAGAGAAUUAUCAACAUGUACGCUAACACGGCUAUAGAGUUAUUGUUACCGGAACUAGAGAAGGGAUUGUUUGAUGAUAACUGGAGAAUCCGGUACAGCUCGGUACAGCUACUGGGUGAUCUGUUGUAUAGUAUCUCAGGUGUGUCAGGUAAAAUGUCCACGGAGAGUGCAGGCGAGGAUGACAACUUCGGUACAGAAUCAUCCCAACAGCUUAUACACAAGAUCCUGGGCUCAGAAUGUCGCAAUCGUAUCUUAUCGGGACUUUAUAUGGGUCGGUCAGACUCCGCCCUCCUCGUACGACAGGCUGCAUUACACGUUUGGAAAGUUAUUGUGCCAAAUACACCCCGUACCUUACGAGAAAUUCUGUCUACAUUAUUUUCUCUUUUACUGGGUUGUUUGGCCAGCACUAGUCAUGAUAAAAGACAGGUUGCAGCUCGUACACUGGGUGACUUGGUACGUAAAUUAGGAGAGCGAGUGUUACCGGAGAUUAUACCUAUAUUGGAGCAUGGCUUGGACUCGGAACAGAGUGAUCAGAGACAGGGAGUGUGUAUCGGACUGAGGGAGAUAAUGUCUUCUACACAGAAAGAUCAUGUGAUGUUCUAUGCAGACAGUCUAAUACCGACCGUGAAGCGCGCCCUGGUGGAUCCUUUACCAGAAGUUCGAGAAGCAGCCGCCAGUACGUUUGAUGGUUUACAUACAAAUAUCGGACAGAGAGCUCUCGAUGAUAUUCUACCAGAUCUUCUUAAUAAAUUGGGAGAUGAUCCAGAAUUAUCAGAGAGAGCAUUAGACGGUCUUACACAAGUUAUGAUAGUUAAAAGUAGAGUAGUCCUGCCUUAUCUUGUCCCACAGUUGACAACACCUCCAGUUAAUACUCGAGCCCUAUCCUAUCUAGCAUCAGUAUCUGGCGAGGCCCUGACUAAACAUCUGCCUAGAAUUCUACCUGCUCUCAUGUCUGCACUCAGUGAGAAAGCAGGUACUGCGGAAGAACCUCAAGAGUUAGAGUAUUGUAAGAAUGUAGUGCUGUCAGUUGAAGAUGAUUUUGGGGUUCGUACCAUCAUGGAGGAGCUGCUGAGCGCGUCGGCAUCGAAGGAUCCUGACAGGUGCCGAGCCUCGCUCACCAUCCUACACGCGUUCUGUGAGAACACUAGGAUAGACUAUGAUGAGUUCCUGCCACAGUUGUUCCGUGGUCUGAUUGGUCAGUUUGUGAGGAAGGAGGAGCCAGUCUUGUUAGCAGCCUGGGAAUGUUUGAAUGCUGUUACUAAGAAAUUGAACACGACAGCUAUGUUAGAUCAGACACAGAAUCAUAUACAGAAUGUACGUCAGGCAAUAAGAUAUGCUGCGGCUGAUAUGAAAGGACAGGAAUUACCGGGCUUCAGUAUCCCCAAAAAGGGUAUAACACCGGUGUUGCCAAUCUUCAGAGAGGGAAUUUUAAACGGUUCUCAAGAUAUGAAGGAACAAGCCGCCAUUGCUCUCGGGGAGCUGAUUGAGAAAACAAGUGCCGAGGCUUUAAAACCGUCGGUAGUUAAUAUUACCGGUCCACUUAUUAGAAUUCUCGGUGACCGAUUUGCCUGGGGUGUAAAAACAGCCGUGUUAGAGACACUUACUCUCUUACUCUCAAAGGUAGGAGUGAUGCUAAAACCAUUUUUACCGCAACUCCAAACAACGUUUUUGAAAGCUUUGAAUGACCCAAACAGAGCUGUAAGACUGAAGGCAGCGGCAGCUUUAGGCAAACUUAUAGUGAUACAUACUAGGGUAGAUCCUUUAUUUACCGAGUUACAUACUGGCAUCAAAACAGCUGAAGAUAUCAGUGUCAGGGACACGAUGUUACAGGCAUUAAGGUUUUGUUUAAUGGGUGCUGGAGGGAAGAUGUCAGCAGUUAAUCGUAAACAACUGACGCCUACACUUACUGACAUGAUGGGAUGUACGGAUGACUCUACACGUAUGGUGGCAUCUGGGUGUGUCGGUGUACUGUGUUUGUCCCUGGCCGAUGAUGAACUUACAGAUUUAUUAUCUCAACAGUUACUUGAUACGAGCUCGUCUGUAGACUGGACGUUAAGACAUGGUAGAGGGACAGCGUUAAGUAUAGCAAUAAAAGAGGCACCAGACAAAAUAUGGACCGGAAGGUCGGAUAAUGUUAGAAAAACCGUAAUUAAUCUAACUGAAGCUGAUAGAAUACCUUUAUGUACAAGUGGAUACAGAUGCCUAGGUUAUUUAUUAAGCUAUCUUAUAAAACAAAAUGAAAUAGAGAAAGACCUUAUCACUUCACUAAUGAAGGGUUUAAAACAUGAUUCAAACGACAUAAAACAAAUGAUCGGACAGAUCGUGUCAUAUAUAAUGUCAAAAACAACGGAGGCGUUAGACCCUGGGGUAUGUAAAAUGAUGGUCUCACCACUGGUGAUGGGAACUAAGGAGAAGAACACUGUUGUACGAACUAACUCGGAACAUGCAUUAGUCUCUCUAUUACAACUUAGAAAAGGCGAUUCUUACUAUAAGACUGUGAUUGCGAUGUUAGACUCUGGAAUGCAGGACUCUGUGCAAGAAGUAAUGACAAAAUCGCUGAGAAAGAUCGCAAGUCAGCCAGAAUCCCCAACAGAUCAAAUGGACGACACUAUUCUUGUAUAGCAGGACCUUAAAUAUGACUUAGUACAUAAAUUAUUUGACAUUUAUAAAUAAAUUAUUUUAAUUAUCUUAUAGACAGAGAAAGAUUUCAUUCAAGUUCCAGAGUUUUUUCAGAUUCAAAUCUGUGGUUUGUGAUGGUGAUUUUUUUCACAAUUUGGAAUGUGUGUAAUUAUGCUGACUCUGAUAUUUGAAAAUAUUUGUUACUUUAUAUGUGAAAAAUGAAGGAUAAGUUUAUCGUUCAAAAAUACUUGAGAAUGAUUAAUGCUCAUUUACCAGUUUCAUGUAUACAAUAAAACAUUAAAAAUAGGCAAAGCAUUGAACAGUGGUCAUCUGAUUACACUAAAGAAACUAGCAUUGAACUAUCU
This is a messenger RNA of Ruditapes philippinarum (Manila clam), 8494 nucleotides long. Its product is annotated as stalled ribosome sensor GCN1-like. Gene Ontology annotation, cellular component: cytosol. Bases 129 to 8132 code for a protein of 2667 amino acids. The record is from RefSeq and is a predicted model, not a curated record. The transcript is spliced from 51 exons. Gene Ontology annotation, biological process: regulation of translation; cellular response to amino acid starvation. NCBI's taxonomy places the organism in Eukaryota, Metazoa, Mollusca, Bivalvia, Venerida, Veneridae. Gene Ontology annotation, molecular function: protein binding; protein kinase regulator activity.